Molecule: messenger RNA, 3784 nt
Organism: Hyposmocoma kahamanoa
Lineage: Eukaryota; Metazoa; Arthropoda; Insecta; Lepidoptera; Cosmopterigidae
Gene: Elovl7
Product: elongation of very long chain fatty acids protein AAEL008004-like
Exons: 9
Coding region: 157-1089 (310 amino acids)
Biological process (GO): very long-chain fatty acid biosynthetic process; fatty acid elongation, monounsaturated fatty acid; sphingolipid biosynthetic process
Cellular component (GO): endoplasmic reticulum membrane
Molecular function (GO): fatty acid elongase activity
Source: RefSeq, a predicted model, not a curated record
CGCACAUUACGAGUUGAAUUGUAACCCGCGCUUUGCCCACGCGCUGCAGUUUGCGCCAGUAGUUGACAGUACCGGACGUUGAGCUGUCUUCUUGCUAGCUGCAUAAACACUGCGAGUGCUUAGUGCUUUGUUGUGCUGGGAUACAGAACCGUGACAAUGGAGGUUCUAAACAGGCUUGUGGAGGGGUACCAUGACCUAAUGGACAACAAAAGCGACCAAAGAGUCAAAGACUGGUUCCUCAUGUCUUCGCCUUUUCCUACUUUGGCUAUAUGUCUCACUUACGUGUUUAUCGUCAAAGUAUUAGGGCCGAAGCUUAUGGAGAACAGAAAACCGUUUGAGUUGAAGCAAGUGUUGAUAUGGUACAACUUAUUCCAAGUGAUCUUCAGUUGCUGGUUAUUUUAUGAGAGCAUAGUGAGCGGUUGGUUUACCACGUACAGUUUCCGAUGCCAGCCCGUCGACUAUUCGAGGUCUCCCCAAGCCAUGCGGACUGUGAACGGAUGUUGGUGGUAUUACUUCUCGAAGUUUACGGAAUUCUUUGACACGUUCUUCUUCGUUAUGCGCAAGAAGUUCGACCAUGUAUCGAAGCUGCACGUCAUCCACCACGGCAUCAUGCCCAUGUCUGUCUGGUUUGGAGUCAAAUUCACGCCAGGUGGCCAUUCAACUUUCUUCGGAAUGCUGAACACUUUUGUCCACAUCAUUAUGUAUUCGUACUACCUCCUUGCUGCACUCGGACCUCGAGUACAGAAGUACCUCUGGUGGAAGAAAUACCUCACAGCACUACAAAUGGUGCAAUUCGUCCUAGUUUUCUUCCACGCAUUCCAAUUACUGUUUAUUGACUGCGACUAUCCCCGCGCGUUCGUCUGGUGGAUUGGCAUGCACGCUGUUCUCUUCUACUAUCUAUUCUCCGAUUUCUACAAACAGGCUUAUCUCAAGAAGAGUAAGAGGGAAAAGGCCAAAUUGAAAGUAGAGGCAGAACGCAUCCAAUCGGAGUCCAAAGAGAUGAAACUGCCUCUAUUGAAUAGCUUUGGCAACGGGUCAGCACUCAACGACGUCCGGCAAAGGAUGGCGGGAGCAGUCGCCUCACAGUGAAACCGGCUCAAUCGGCCUAUAGAUGCGCUUGUGGUCACGGACUCAUAGUGAACGCACUGUGUGCAAUAUCACUACAAAAUGUUGAACAAAUCAAGUACAAAAAAGUGAUUUGAAUAUCACGGCUACGUGUUUCCGAAAAGCUCAAGUAAAUAUAAAAGUAUAUUGUAGAAUAAUGGUAUUAGGUAUAAUUUAUUAAAUCAAUAAUUGAUAGAUGUAGCUGGUUGACUGUAUUUUUUUGAGUUUAAUAUUAGACUACUGUAAGAGUUGUGUAGUAUACCCACAGGACCGAAGGCAAAGAUUUUUUUUGUGUUAUGUACCGAAUUCAGUGUUGAUUUUGACGUGUUAUUUAUUAUGAACAGGUAUAUCUCCCACCAGUGUCAUCAAUUCAUUACUUUGUGUUGUUGAUAAAAGCUUGAUAUUCCUAUUGUAAAAAUAUGAAACUGUAUAUUUAAAAUACAAUUUAUUUAAAGCAUGGAAAUAUGCUUCACAUUCUGAACAACUAGUAACUUAGUUAUAGUGAAAUUUCAACGCUAACACAAAUGGAGAGAUUUAGUAUAGUGUCUUCUAUAUUUUGUUUUCUUGUACUAUUGUUAGAAUUUUGAAAACAAGUGAAAAUCAACGGCAUGAAAAACACUGCUACGCACAUCAAAAAUGUCUAGAGAACAAGCAUGUUUUAGCAAUUACUGAAAAAAAAGUUCGUAUUUUUUUUAACACCGAUGGAUUUAUAGAUUUUUAAGGCUUUAGUGGUAAUUCACUAAAUGAUUAUCGCUAAUUACUGGGAUCUUACCACGGUAUGAUGAUGCUUUUAUUUUCCCAAUAUUUCAACCCAUUUCCAUGGAGUUACACACCGUUCUGAAAUUUCGGGAAAAUAAAAAAGAACUCACACCUUGGUAAGAAACCUGUAAUCAGUAUUAAUCAUUUCCCGAUGGAUAUUUUUGUUCAAUUUCAUAAUUCGGAUUUGAAAAUGAAAUAGACCAAAAAAGUCCAUUGGUGUUAAAAAAUUUUUUUUUAAAAAACCUAACAACACUUAAAACAUUUUUAAAAACCUGAUUUUCAGUAAAUAGCACAAACUUGCUUGAUCCCUAGACACUUUUGAUGAGGCACUUUGCUCGGUUUAAUCUUCACUGGGUUCGCAGAAUAGCAAGGCAAAUUACAUUUAUUUUUGUUAAAACGAUUUCCGCAAAGUAACCUAAAACUAUAAAUUAUUAAAAAACUUUAUAUGGUUUUUCACGAACUUUCGUAUAAUCAUGAAAGUUAUUGUGAUGAUCAAGCUUUUAAUUAGAAGUUUCUUAGUAUUGUGAUCGGGAAUAAUUUUGCCAAUACUGUCGCCUUGUUGAUUCGUAUAAGCUAUUAAGAAAUAGACCAAAGUUUUUUGCCUAAUUUUUAGCGAAAUUAACAAAUUUAUCGCAACUCUACAAUGCUUUGAUGAUGAUGCAAAUGUGUGCAUGAAUUUGUGUGUAUGAAAUGAAUAUAUUCAUUCAAAUGUUUGACGUUUACUACAGGGUUAAUUAAAAAGCCAGAAAAAGCGAGAUUUUUCUCAUGCCUCUAAUAUUGAAAAUAAUUUAGAAUAAUUACCACGCUAUAAAAGUGACUCCUACUUGAAGAGUUUAUUAAGGUUGUUGUUAAUAAGGCCGAACUAUAGCACACGUCCACGGCUACGUAAAUUAAAAAGUGAAGGCAUGUCUGUUGACAUAGAAUGGGUGUAUCUCUGUGUGUGAUCAGUAUUGCCUUUACUAUCGACAGCGAAACAGAGUCAUCGUGCGUAGUGUGGUCGUGGUAUAGAUAGUGCAUGAAAAGCUCCACAGCGAGUUCAAAAAAAAUAAAUUGAAAUUUAAUUAUUUGACUGUAGUACAUUCUAUACUUUAUCGAAGCAAAACUUGAAUGCAUGUUACUAAAUGAUGCAUUCGAGUUAGACUCGUCGUUUGCUCGACUGACUUUACUUUCUUUCAAUGAUCAUACAGGUCUUAGUAGAAAUUUUCCACAAAAAUAUAAAAUAAUACUAUAGUUACGUCAUUGUACUUUUAAUAGCUCCCUAGCUAUUGUUUAAUAAUUGUUUAUUUUGUGCCUACCUGAAAAUAGUCUUAGAACUGAAGUAUAUUUGUAUAUACCUAAAACCUUGUAAAUCAAAUUGUAUAAACACAAUUUAAUACGAAUUAAACAUAAAUGUGUGACGCUUAUUGAGUACACGUUGACAAUGUCACUUGUUCCUUUUGGAACAACCUUAUUCGUCCGAAAACCGGUUUCUGAAAUCAGUAUCAAUUACCAAGGUGGCAUUCCUUUCGAAAACUAGGUAUCUCGGUUACAAUUUCUGAUGUAAAAAGUUACUGAAAUGAAACGCUUGUUUUGUCGGAAUCAUUGGUUGUGACUUGUGACAAAAACGUACAGGAUUUUUCCUAUUAGUAACUAGUGCAAUAAUAUAUUCGCCUGCUUCUCGAAUUGUGAUAAAAAAUAUAUUGAAAAUGUUGUAAGCAAUGCGUAUUAAGCUCUAUGAAGUACAAUUUCGAAAAAUAAAUUGCAUAACAUUUUGCGUAAUUAUAUAAUUGAUUCAGGAAAUACAACUAUUCAAGGUUUAAUGAUUUUUUCCUAUACUAUUGCCAUCAAGCGUUCAUGCAGUGCUUUAUGUAUUUAAUAUAAAAUUUAAACAUAUUGUCAUAAGUCAAUGCAUAUUGUACAUACAUAUAAUUUAUAAUAAAUU